AUGGAGUUUUUGAGAGAUGUUCGACUGCUUGUAUCGAGCGGUGGUCUUCUUUUUUGUAGAACAUCCCAAAGGAGACCCAAUCAUGUAGAACCUUUUGUGAUCAUUAACCCGGCCACUGGAAUGAAGGUUGAAGUAUCUGCACCUUCUGGUUUGUCAAGAGGAGAAAGAGAUAACAGUUUGAAAGUUGUCUUCAAUCAUAAUAAUAACGGCGAUCCUUUUCUUAUGAUUAUUAUGAUAGAUAAUUAUGGUUGGAAUGCAAUAUAUAAGUUAAUGGUAUACUCCUUUGAAGAAAAGAAGUGGAGAGGGAAGAGUCAACGAGAAGAGGAAAAAACACAAUAUUUGAGAUUACCGAGGAAUGCAAAUAAAGGGCGAAACCACAGUACUUGUCGAAUGAAAAUAUUUCCAUGGGACAAGUGCGAGACGACGACGAUGUGUCUUGUUAAGUUUUGUAAAGGCCAAUUCACAAUAUGGGUAUGGAAUAAAAAAGGUGAGAAACAACAUGAGUGGGUUCAGAUUUUGAGGAAGACAGUCUCGGAUAUUGGAAUACUAUCUGAUGUUGAUGUUGAUGUUGUCGGUUUUACAGUAAUGAAUGGAAAGACGUUGGUUAUUGUAAUGGAAAACAAAAAGGUUUACUCUUACAAUCUAGUGAGUGAUGGUGUCAAACAAAAGACGGCGACUCUUAUAAGCAAUAACCAUGGAUGCAAUGGAUGGAAUUUUAUAAUGUAUUCCUACUCUAACACCUUGGCUCAAAUUCCAAAUGCUGUGCCCAUUUUCUACCAAGGCUAA
Molecule: messenger RNA, 786 nt
Organism: Impatiens glandulifera
Lineage: Eukaryota; Viridiplantae; Streptophyta; Magnoliopsida; Ericales; Balsaminaceae
Exons: 2
Coding region: 1-786 (261 amino acids)
Source: RefSeq, a predicted model, not a curated record